This is a messenger RNA of Zootoca vivipara (common lizard), 8587 nucleotides long. RefSeq names its product G protein-coupled receptor 21 (gene GPR21). The record is from RefSeq and is a predicted model, not a curated record. NCBI's taxonomy places the organism in Eukaryota, Metazoa, Chordata, Lepidosauria, Squamata, Lacertidae. Gene Ontology annotation, molecular function: G protein-coupled receptor activity. Gene Ontology annotation, biological process: G protein-coupled receptor signaling pathway. Gene Ontology annotation, cellular component: membrane.
GUGGAAUUUGCUACCAAGGAGUGUGGUGGAGUCUCCUUCUUUGGAGGUCUUUAAGCAGAGGCUUGACAGGCAUAUGUCAAGAAUGCUUUGAUGGUGUUUCCUGCUUGGCAGGGGGUUGGACUGGAUGGCCCUUGUGGUCUCUUCCAACUCUAUGAUUCUAUGAUUCACUUGGUUUCCAUAUUCAAUUUUUUAUGUGCCUUAGCCUCUAGAGGUGAAAUCCACCUGGGUGUUCUCCUUUCUAACAAAUCUAUUCCACACAUUGUGUAAUGAUUUUCUAAUAAUAUGACAUUAAAAACCUUUGUAAACCUUAAUCUUAUCAUACCACAAAUAUGCAUGCCAGCCAAAUGCAUUGUCAUGACCUUCCAGAUCUAAUACAUCAGUGUUAUCGAGUAAAAACCAUUCUUUCAUCCAGCAGAAGGCGUUGCUCUCUUGCACACCUUUGGCACGGCUGCUGUGUCCCUCUUCUUCUCCUUCCUCCUCCUGGGGAGCUUUUAAAGGCGCCUGGGUGUGAAGCUGUGCGCCUUUGCGGAGCUCGGGCACCCGGUUCUUGAGGGGCAACAGCAGUGAGACUCAGACGGGCAGGCUGUCGCCGCCAUGGCCUCGCCUGCAACCGCAGAGAAGUAUAUCUUGGGUGUAGACAUGGGCAGCACUAGAUUUGGGGGCGCUGGGCACAUAUGCUAAAGACUGCCCUGCUCGUAAGGCUUGUUUUCCAGUACCUUUAUUACCUAUAAAGAGUUUUGUGUGAACCUGCUAGCCUCAAUUUCGGCUGUUGUACAUGUCACUGAAGCAAGGUUGUGGCUUCUAUGAGAAAUGUUUAAAGUUGGCUUUGUGUCCUGGGCUGUCCGGGAUCCACAAGCCAUAGUUUCCCCAUUUGGACAUCAUAGGUUACUGUGGCUUCCUGGCUGGUGUAUUCAUUCACACAAAGGAGGGAGCGAAGUGCCUAAAUGCAGGUGCUUGAAGCUUUUUAAUAUGGUGGCUUAUUAAGCAAAGAUUUGAUCAAGGGAUUGCAGCCAUUGUGUUUGCUUCUAUAGAGGCUUUAAUGCUAGCCUCUGAGGGAAGCUCUUGCACGGUUCCUACUUAUUGUAAGACAGACAUUUUCCAGUUGUGUCUUCCCCAUAAUGUCCAGAUCACUAUCAUUUAGUGGUGAUUUUGUAUAGGACCUGUUAAGAGCAUGGCAGAACAUAAUUGCCAAGCUUAAACAUCUCAGUGGGCAUGGGAGUGUGCCAGCUGGGUUGAGUUCAGAUGGUUUAGGAAUCACGUGGAGGGUGUGUCUUGGGAGAGAGAGCGUGCACUUUGGGAUGCGUGAAGUAUGCCAUCUGCCCCGCCCCCUUGCAGCCCACUCCCAUGCGUCUAAAAGGCAUACUGUAUUAAGAUUUUUGCUGCACAUCUUAGGUGAAGGGGGACAGCUUUGGGGGGAAAAACACAACUUAACGCUUUGGUGAUCGGCCAAAGAAAGAUGCGUUGCAUGCAAACCUCUAAGGGAACUGGACCUCUGAGCACACGAUUACUCUUCGCACCUCCGAGAGCCCCUUCAGAAGAAUGAAGCGGGUGGGCUUGGCUUCUGGCUGACUCAGCCGCGGCCCCUCUUUGCUAAAAGGCGGGGCGCUCCUCUUUGGAGAUGAGGGGGCGCACCGGCGAUCGAGCCAGGAAACUAGGGCGCGCGCGCGCCUCUGCUGCGGCUAUCAGGCGCGGAGGGGAGGCUCUUGGCUGCGCCCCCCCCUCUCCCGCCGCCGCCUGGAUCGUCUUCCUUUGUCCGCCCCCUUCCUCGCACCUGGGUUCCUCGCCCUGCGCCGCGCAGGCUCUUCUACGGCCGGCAGCUGCUCUGCCUGGCUGGGCGCAUCAAAAGCAGCCGCGUCUGCUCCCGGCGCUCGCUUCGCCUUUGUCCCUUUCGGCUGCAGGUAGGCAGGAGGGCAGCCUAGCCUAGCCGUGGGGGAGGGGGAGGGACCCGCAGGCUGGACCCUCUCUUCUUCCUCCUUUUCCCCCACUCCCGCAUCGACGGAGAGGUGCGGGAUCCGGCUCAGCCUCUUAGCGUCCGGCGCGGCGGCGGCGCCCAUUCCUCCAACCGGCCGAAGCCUGCCGUCCUGCAGCGUUGUGGGUGAGGAGGCCGGCAUGUACGAUUCAUGAAGCUAUGGGAGGGGGGGUGCUGUAAAGGCACCCCUCCCUCCUUUUCUUUUCAUCUAGCACCCGCCCUCGCGUGGCUAUUCCUGAAGCUCCUCUCUUCCCCCCCCCCAUUGCACAAGCAGGCGAGCUUCCCCCCAUCCCUUUUCUCUAUCGCAUCUGUGCGUGGUGUAUUGCUGAGCUGCCAGCAGAGAGAGAGAGAGAGAGAGAGAGAGAGGGAGGGAGGAGGAGGGGGCGGUGGCUGUGGAGGCUGCAGCCCAAAGAGCUGGUGUUUCCAGGAGGGAGCCACUGCGGACAAUGCCCAACAGCUCCAGGGAGCCUCUGCACCCCUCUCCCUCUCCUGUUUGGGCAUUGACAGGGUGGCACGUGUGGCAGCCGCGAUGACAGCCCAAGCAGCCAGGCAGCAUCCACCAUCAGUGGCGGCAGAGUGAGGGGGUUUCAGCCACCAACGCAAGAUGAAUGCCUCCCUCGAUGGUGGUAACCGCAGCAGCAGCAGCAGACCCUUCUGCCUCCUGGCUGCCGGCUAUCCGGAGGCCUUGGACAUCUGCCUCCUGGAGUUGAUCGUCAUUGUCUUCCUCACCGUCCUCAUAAUCUCGGGCAACAUUGUGGUCAUCUUUGUCUUCCACUGUGCGCCGCUGCUGAACCACCACACGACAAGCUACUUCAUCCAGACCAUGGCCUACGCUGACCUCCUGGUGGGUGUGAGCUGCCUGGUGCCUUCGCUCUCCUUGCUGCACUACCGGGUCGCCUUCUUGCCGGAGUCUGUGAUCUGCAAAGCCUUUGGCUACGUGGUCUCUGUGCUCAAGAGCGUCUCCAUGACCUCCCUGGCCUGCAUCAGCGUCGAUCGGUACAUCGCCAUCACCAAGCCUUUGUCCUACAACACCCUGGUCACUCCUUGCCGCCUCCGGGUUUGCAUCCUGCUCAUCUGGCUCUACUCGGGCGCCGUAUUCCUCCCAGCUUUCUUUGACUGGGGGAAGCCCGGCUAUCACGGGGAUGUAUUUCAGUGGUGUGCUGACUCCUGGGACACCUGGGCCAUCUUCACCCUCUUCAUCAUCGUCAUGCUGUAUGCGCCGGCGGCCUUCGUGGUCUGCUUCACCUACUUCAGCAUCUUCCGCAUUUGCCAGCAGCACACAAAAGAGAUCAAUGAGAGGCGCGUGCGGUUCAGCUCCCAAGAAGGGGAAGCGGCUGAUGCACAGCCAUGCCCAGACAAGCGCUAUGCCAUGGUUCUCCUGCGCAUCACCAGCGUCUUCUACGUCCUCUGGCUCCCCUACAUCAUCUACUUCCUCUUGGAGAGCUCUUCCGUCUACCGCAACCGAGCAGCCUCCUUCCUGACCACCUGGCUUGCUAUCAGCAACAGCUUCUGCAACUGUGUCAUCUACAGCCUGUCCAACAGCGUCUUUCAGAAAGGCUUGAAGCGCCUCUCUGGCGCUGUUUGUAUUUCUUGUGCCAGGCGCAGGGCGCCAAAGGAGUCCUCUACAUCGAGGAGCAAAAGACCUUCAAAUGGGUGUCAUGCGUAAGAUACAGACUGCUCUGACUAAAAAACAACAACAGAAAAAAAGAUUAAAGAUAUUGCCAGGUUUGCAAAAAAAUUAAAAUAAACUGACAUGAUCACACAAUUUUUCUCUGAGAAAUGCUUCUGGAGAACUGGAGAUUUCCACAAGCGUGUCUGUUUUAGUGUUUCACUUUACAAAUGUCCUUGUGUGAGGCAGGUUUGGUGACCUGGCACCUGUGUUUUCAAAACUGAGCGCUCCUCCUCCCCCUCCCCCUUUCUCUCCUGUCUGGAGUGCCUGCCAGUGGUGGCCAUGCAAGACCUCUGGCAAAAGAGACAUUUGUGUUCCUCCUUUAAAGCUUGGGCAUUUUUGGAGAGCUUUGAUCUUGCGUGUCAAUGUGGGAAUGUGUAAAUGGUCUGAAGGUGUACUCCCUGAUUCUUUGCUUUUGUUUUUCUGUGCAAAUGCCAAAGUAUAUUUCAGAAUUCUUAACAUAAGGGGCCAAAGUAUAGUCUCCUGACUUCCCCCACCCCACCCCCAUUUCCCCCAUAGUCUUAUAAACAAAUAAUGUAAACACUUGAACACUUUAUUUUGUCGUGUGAUACAGCCACACCACAUGUGGUUAAUCAGUAUUCUGACCUCCCCACCUCCCCCAAUGCUUUUCCCAAAAACUUCUCAUCCUGAGUGCCCUGUUAGAAUGCUCAUAUGUGAUUUACAGUACAGUGUUUGCAUUUUUAUUUAAAAGAAAUGUUUGUGUAGUAAUUGGGAUGAUUUUGAAGCAGACAAAAUUUAGCCGUUGAAUAAAGUAUUUUCUUUUUCUAAGUAAGUGGAGAAAAUAUUUUUACCAUCCCUAUUGCUCUGGAUAUGGAGGGAGCAGCUUGAGAAUGGAACAAAGGCAUUCUCAUUAGAAACCAGUGUGUGCUCAAUUUUUUUAUUUUGAGGAAAUUUCUUUUUAAAAACCCUUUCCUUUUAAAAAUGCUAUUUAAAUAUUGAAUUCCUCUAAUACGUUUCAUACAGUUUUAGUAGCAAAACAAGAGUGAAGCAUUAGACUCCUAAAUAACUUGUAUUUUCGAGAAGGGUGCAAUAUUUUCCCUAUCACACCCCUGGCACUGCCUUGGCAUGAUAAGUUUCUUUUGCAGGAGAAAUAUGAUACAGAAAGCAGACUUCUAGUCAUGAUGACUAUAAAGUACAUUUCUGAUCACAAUUCAAAGUGUUGGUGCUGACUUUUAAUGCUCUAUACACCCUGUGGCCCACCCUCCCACCAGAUAUCAAGGAAAUAAACAACUACAGUGGUAUAUCUGGUUAUGAACUUAAUUCGUUCUGGAGGUCCAUACUUAACCUGAAACUGUUCUUAACCUGAAGCAUCACUAAUGGGACCUCCUGCUGCCGCCGAUGAGCAAUUUCUUUUCUCACCCUGAGGUAAAGUUCUUAACCCGAGGUAUUAUUUCUGGGUUAGCGGAGUCUGUAACCCCGAGGUGUUUGUAACCCGAGGUACCACUGCAUCUGACUUUUAGAAGACACCUGAAGGCAACCCUGUUUAAGGACAUUUUUAAUGUUUGAUUGUUUAUCGUGGUUUUAAUAUUCGGUUGGGAGCCACCCAGAGUGGCUGGGGAAACCCAGCCAGAUGGGCAGGGUAUUAAUAACAGCAGCAGCAGCAGCAGCAAUGAUUGUUGUUGUUGUUGUUGUUUAGUAGUCUAGUCGUGUCCGUCUCUUUGUGACCCCAUGGACCAUAGCACGCCAGGCACUCCUGUCUUGCACUGCCUCCCGCAGUUUGGUCAAACUCAUGUUCGUAGCUUUGAGAACACUGUCCAACCAUCUCGUCCUCUGUCGUUCCCUCUCCUAGUGCCCUCAAUCUUUCCCAACAUCAGGGGCUUUUCCAAGGAUUCUUCUCUUCUCAUGAGGUGGCCAAAGUAUUGGAGCCUCAGCUUCAGGAUCUGUCCUUCCAGUGAGCACUCAGGGCUGAUUUCCUUCAGAAUGGAUAGGUUUGAUCUUCUUGCAGUCCAUGGGACUCUCAAGAGUCUCCUCCAGCACCACAAUUCAAAAGCAUCAAUUCUUCGGCGAUCAGCCUUCUUUAUGGUCCAGCUCUCACUUCCAUACAUCACUACUGGGAAAACCAUAGCUUGAACUAGACGGACCUUUGUAGGCAAGGUGAUAUCUCUUGCAUGCUGUGUGCACUCACCCACCCACCCAUUCUGCAGCUGUCUUUAUUUCAGGAGUGUGGGGAGGUUUUAAAGAACAGCAGGGCAGGGGGUGGGUAGCAAUUUCCAUUAAGGAGAAACCGCUUUUCCCUCCUCAAACUAAGGGCACUGGUGUUGCCCAUCAGCUGAUGGGUGACUGGGGGGGUGCCCUUCUCCAGCAGUGGAACCACUGGGAGCCCUCUUUAAACUCCUGCUCCAUCCUUUAAAGCCCUACCUUUACCUGCCCAAUACCUUAUGCCAGGUGUGAUGGCAGAUGUAUUUGUGAGUUCACCAGAAUGGCCUGGCUAGCCAAAUGGGAAGGCUCUGAUAGCUCCGUUUCAUCUGUGGACCAGAAGUUCCUCUUGCUGGAUUAAGCUGUGGCCAGACAUAAGGUCCUGCGUCUCUGACCUUCUGUCCCCAAAUGAACUCCCCCAUCUUUACUGUACUAUAAUGCUGUGUGUUAUGAUAAAUAGAAACUGUUGUAGGCUAUAUCGUAACUCUUUUGCCCCUGAUCUAAGCUCCUGUGAUGCCAUAGAAUGUUCAUGAGUGUUUUGCAGUUUAUUAAAGAGAGGGCCAGCUCAUAAAAAGUACCUUUUUGAUGGGAGGUACAGUGGAAUCUUCAAUUUGGCUGAAAGGGGGGAGGGCAGCCUUAAAUAGCGACUUUAAGAAAGGCAGGAAGGCAGAUCAGGACGUGGCUGGAAUGAGUAGUCUUGAGAUGUGAGGUCACCCUAGGUAGCAUGGAAGUACUUGGGACAACCUCAUGACUGGUCCAUUGGGCAAGACUGGAUCUAGGCACGUCAGAGAAGCGUUUCAGUUAAACACAUUGUAAACUAUGUAUGACUAAUCGGGUUGGCAAAAACAGAACUUCACAGCGCCAUCUGGUGUCACAGUGUUAUAAUGCAUAUACAACACAUAUAAAGUGCUUUUUCUUUGCUAAUGUAGCUGGGUCCCCAAAGGUUGACCUGCUUCUGUGGGAUCUUCAACAUGUUACCCUUGUUUUGUCCACUGCUGCUGCUCCUACUACUACUACACAUACUCUUCUUUUAGUUUGACCCCAAAGACACACACCUUGGAAAGUGUACUUUGCUUUUCUGCAUUUGCUGUUUGAUAGAUUACACAUCUCCAGCAUCACUUCUCUUACUCUAUUUAUUUAUUUCCUGAAAUAAUAAUUAUAAUUAUUAUCAACAUUUAUUUAUAUAGCAUCAUCAAUGCAUAUGGCUCCAUACACAGUUAUAGUGAGAAAUUCUACUCUGAAGUGUGUUCAGUCUAAAAUCUUAUAUGUUGCUUGACUGAGCGGGGAUGAGGGGAACAACCCUCAAAGUACGCUUGGUAGUGUUUUAAAUGAGCCUCCCCCAACUUGGUGUCUUCCUGAUGUUUUAAACUACAAUUCCCAUCAGCUCCAACCAGUUUUUGUUCAGGGUACUCUGUUUUCAAAGCAACAGAAUCCCUCCAACCUCUCCUGAAUUACUUGAAAACUGUGAGCAUGUUCCUUUCCCCUUCCAUCAGCUUUUGUCAGUGCCAAGGGCCUCCCUGUAGAACAUGAGGUCUGUUUUUUAUUACCCUGUUCUGAAACCCUUUUUUCAGGGCUGCUUGAACUCCACAAUAAAAUAACUUUAAAAUCCUCUGCUCCAGGUGACCCAGAUUCUGCACCAAGAAAAGCUAGAUAUUUUUGCUUGUGCAGAGUUGCUUGUUUUUAUUUUGUGUAACUGAUUUUUGCAGUAUUUGCUGUUUUGCAUAACUUUGGGGCAGGAAGAAGGAGCCAUGUAUGGUGUACUCAGGCCCCCUCCUCUUACUUAGCCCUUCCCCCAAAGCUAUUGCCCAAACACUCUAGUCUGUCUUAGCAGUUAGGCAGGAGGGCAGUUUUUUCUCUCUGACCCAGUUUGCAUGUAGUACUAAACAUGGGCAUGGUUCCCAGAGAGACUAUGACAGCCCUUGACUGAAGAAAUCUUUCCGUUUUUAAAUUUACAGGUAGGUAGCCGUGUUGGUCUUGUGUAGUCGAAACAAAAUAAAAAAGUUCCUUCCAGUAGCACCUUAGAGACCAACUAGGUUUGUCAUUGGUAUGAGCUUUCGUGUGCAUGCGCAUUCUGAUGAAGUGUGCAUACAUACCAAUGACAAACUUAGUUGGUCUCUAAGGUGCUACUGGAAGGAUUUUUUUAUUUAGUUUUUAAAUGUGUGCAUAGUUGCACACCCUUGAAAUAACUGAGGACAUGGCUACUUUCAGGGCUGCCUCCUUCCAUCCUAUCCUGCCUUUCUGCUUUGUUCAACUAGGGUGGUCCUUUUUUGAGGUGUGAUUGGCAGGAAUGUGUGAAAAGGCUUUUUCUCUUGCAGUGAUUAAACUGUGGAAAUACCUGCCCUGAGAUGGGCACCCAUCUGGCUUCCUCUCUGAUGGCGUUCUGAUACGUUUAGCCUGGCCAUUUGCUGAAAGGUCUUACGCUUUCUCUCCUCUCUUGUUGUUGAACUGCUUUACUUUCAAGUGUCUUUUGGAAAUUGUUUUAUAACUUAGUGGGGUUUAAAUUUUUUGUUGUUGUUGUUAGCCACCUUGGGUGCUCCAGAUUUAAAGGCAAAGGUGAGAUAUAAGUGGAUUUUAAUGAAUAAAUCACGAGGAGGAAAAACCUAGUUCUGAAGAGCACACCUUAGUUUUUGAUGGUGCUCACCUUUAUUGUCAGAGGCAUUUUCAAAGACGAACCCCAUAGAAGUGGGGUUAUUAUUCUACGAUGGCGCUUGCCAUCUUGCCAUUCUUACAAGCUGACAGUAUUUUAAAAUAAUUUAAAACAUUUAAAAGAGAUUCUUCUGACUAGUUCGAAU